AUGCUCAAGAGCGGCGUCGCUCGUAGCUUGGGCAGGUCUGCCUUUGCUCGACCUUCCUACACCCGACGCGCCUUUGAACCUCUUCGAAGACAAGUUGUUCCUGCUAUUGCACAGAGGUGGGCCUCCACGGACUCUGCAAGAGAUGGCAAGAUCCAUCAGGUCAUUGGUGCUGUCGUUGACGUCAAAUUCGACACCGAACAAUUACCCCCUAUUCUCAAUGCGCUUGAGACCGAUAACAAUGGAAGCAAGUUGGUCUUGGAAGUUGCGCAACAUUUGGGCGAGAACGUUGUGAGAUGCAUUGCCAUGGAUGGUACCGAGGGUCUUGUCCGAGGCCACAAAGCCACCGACACUGGCGCCCCUAUCAAGAUUCCAGUUGGCCCUGGCACCUUGGGCCGUAUUAUGAACGUCACUGGUGAUCCCAUUGAUGAGCGUGGCCCUAUCAAAGCUACCAAGAUGGCUCCCAUUCACGCUGAUGCCCCAGAAUUCACUGACCAAUCGACGACUGCUGAAGUACUCGUGACCGGCAUUAAAGUCGUGGAUCUUUUGGCUCCGUAUGCUCGCGGUGGAAAGAUUGGUCUCUUCGGUGGCGCUGGUGUCGGCAAGACUGUGUUUAUUCAGGAAUUGAUUAACAACAUUGCCAAAGCCCAUGGUGGUUACUCUGUGUUUACUGGUGUGGGCGAGCGGACCCGUGAGGGUAACGAUUUGUACCACGAAAUGCAAGAGACUUCCGUCAUUCAACUUGAUGGCGAGUCCAAGGUCGCCCUGGUGUUCGGUCAAAUGAACGAACCUCCUGGGGCCCGUGCUCGUGUUGCUUUGACUGGAUUGACUGUUGCUGAGUACUUCCGCGAUGAAGAAGGGCAAGAUGUGUUGCUUUUUAUCGACAACAUCUUCCGAUUCACUCAAGCCGGUUCCGAAGUGUCUGCUCUGCUUGGUCGUAUCCCCUCAGCCGUCGGUUACCAGCCUACUCUCGCCGUCGACAUGGGUCUGAUGCAGGAACGUAUCACCACUACUCAAAAGGGAUCUAUCACGUCUGUGCAGGCCGUGUAUGUGCCCGCCGAUGAUUUGACUGAUCCUGCCCCUGCCACCACCUUCGCUCACUUAGAUGCCACCACUGUGUUGUCUCGUGGUAUUUCUGAGUUGGGUAUCUAUCCUGCGGUCGACCCUCUUGACUCAAAAUCCCGAAUGUUGGAUCCCCGAGUUGUUGGCCAAGAACACUACGACACCGCCACCCGAGUUCAACAGAUGUUGCAAGAAUACAAGUCGCUCCAGGAUAUCAUCGCCAUUUUGGGUAUGGAUGAAUUAUCCGAAGCCGAUAAGCUGACUGUCGAACGUGCCCGAAAACUUCAGAGAUUCUUGAGCCAGCCUUUCACCGUCGCUCAGGUUUUCACUGGUAUCGAGGGGAAGCUUGUGGACCUCAAGGAUACUAUCAGCUCUUUCCAGAAGAUCAUCAACGGCGAAGGAGAUGAUCUACCCGAAGGUGCUUUCUACAUGGUGGGCGAUUUUGAAAGUGCCCGUGCGAAGGGUGAGAAGAUCUUGGCUGAACUUGAAAAGUCAUAA
This is a messenger RNA of Rhinocladiella mackenziei CBS 650.93, 1557 nucleotides long. RefSeq names its product ATP synthase subunit beta, mitochondrial. The coding region runs from base 1 to 1557 and encodes 518 amino acids. Gene Ontology annotation, biological process: proton motive force-driven mitochondrial ATP synthesis; proton transmembrane transport. The transcript is spliced from 7 exons. Gene Ontology annotation, molecular function: ATP binding; proton-transporting ATP synthase activity, rotational mechanism; ATP hydrolysis activity. NCBI's taxonomy places the organism in Eukaryota, Fungi, Ascomycota, Eurotiomycetes, Chaetothyriales, Herpotrichiellaceae. The record is from RefSeq and is a predicted model, not a curated record.